Mauremys reevesii (Reeves's turtle) is the source of this 1113-nucleotide messenger RNA. RefSeq names its product calmodulin like 4 (gene CALML4). The record is from RefSeq and is a predicted model, not a curated record. Gene Ontology annotation, molecular function: calcium ion binding. The transcript has 5 exons. Bases 368 to 829 code for a protein of 153 amino acids. Lineage: Eukaryota; Metazoa; Chordata; Testudines; Geoemydidae. Gene Ontology annotation, cellular component: myosin II complex.
CCUAAGGCUGAAGGCGACCUCAAAUUAGACAGAGGAAGAGUCGCCCCCGGUUUCCUGCUCCUUUAUAAACCCUUGUGCAAACGCUCCUUUGAGAAUUCUGAAAUGGGGAGCUUGUCGCAGGAGAGAUCUUUUUAUUAGAACUAGUGUCUGUGCCUACUAGCUGAUUAACAGCUGUUACUGGUAGUUGGAAUCCAACCCACAGCAUGGAUCAGGUCUUGUAUCCAUGGCAGCAGGGUAUUUAUUACAGUUCACUCUCCACCCAGGAUUGGCGGACUUUAGCCCUUAAUCAAAUAGAAAAGUAGGAGAACACAGGGACUGACUCUCUGACCACCAGAUAUAAAACAAAGGGGGGGAGAUUCCUUAGCAAAUGGCAAAAUUUCUGUCCCAGGAUCAAAUUAAUGAAUUCAAGGAAUGCUUUUCUCUAUACGAUAAGAAACAACAAGGCAAGAUAAAUGCCAGCGACCUGAUCACAGUGAUGCGGUGCCUGGGAACCAGCCCAACUCCGGGAGAGGUAGAGAGACAUCUUCAAGGGCAUAAAAUUGACAGAAAGGCAGAACUGGAUUUUUCCACUUUCCUGACCAUAAUGUACAGGCAAAUGCAGCAGGAAGACCCUGAGAAGGAAAUCCUGGCGGCCCUGGCAAUGACCGACAAACAGAAGAAGGGUUUCAUCACCGCUUCCGAGCUGAGAGCCAAACUCACCAGGCUGGGAGAAAAGCUCUCGGAUGAUGAAGUGGAUGACCUUCUAAGAGAAGCUAAAAUUGCACCAAAUGGGAUGGUGAAAUAUGAAGAAUUCAUCCACACCAUCACCCUUCCUGUUGCAGACUGCUGAAUUGCAGAAUGACAAGACUGCCUCGGGUAGGGAAACAGGCAAGCUUUUCCAGCUUACAUUUUCCUGGGUCACUUUUAGGCUCACUGGAAUCAGCACUGCUUGCCUUUAAGAAUCAAUAUUUUGCCUUCUUAGAGUGAAAUAUUUAUGUUUGAACAGGUUUUUCCCGUUGCAAGGCCUGGCCACACCUUCCUUGUCAGUUGGAAUGGAGCGUUCAUGUCAAACACUGGAUGUAGUAUUUUAAAUGAAUUGAAUGCCAUGUUACAUUGCAUAAAGCUUAUACUUAA